UGACACGAGAUAGUUAAGCAAACGGCAGCCCGCUUUUCUUCAAUCGCUACGGCCGUGGCCAGUUAGUAGUACAUCCGACUUCAACUAACUCAGACGCGAAUAGUCCAGCAGGAGCAGCAAUAUCGUGUGCCGCGCCGGACUAGCACGACCAGUGAAAACCCGAGGGCCGAAGAAAAAUAAUAAGGAGACCAUUUUCGGAUCUUUUGAGCUUUUCCCCGUACUUUUUGAUUCGAUUAUCAACUUCCGUCGUGAACCCCCAUAUCAGUGUUUGUGUUUUGCUUUCCUAAGCGAAAACCUUAUUGUGACUAACUGUGAACGGAACCCAGUGAUAUCUUGCAUAAUUUAUGCCUUGAGGAAGAUGAUCACUAGUUGAAUAAUCAAUGCAACCUUCAAGUGAUUUAGUGAAUAAUCAAAGCCAAAGAAUAGCCUAGAACAAAAGUCCCCUGAAGGAGGAACUCCAAAGUCAACCAACGUGUGAUCGAGGACAUGUGGUGAAUAAUCCCUACGGAAUCAGUUCAACAAAUCAUCGCUGAAAAAAGCCACCAAGUCAGAGAUAGUUCCUGGCGUACAAUACCUCGCUGUGUUAAGGAUUACUAAAGGUCUCGAAAGUAACCACAACCCGCACUGUUAAGUCAACUGCCUCUUCAUCCAGCAACGCUCCAAAACCGAGUGUCGAGAAUCUAGAGCAGAUCUGGGACGAAACCGUAUUAAAACAAUUGUUGGAUUCAUCCACAAGCUACGAGGACCGCCGCAAAAUCAGAGCCCGUCUACGACAGAUUAUGGCCGAAAAAGAAGCCUGUGCCGACAUCGUGGCCAGCGUAACGGCCGACCUUCAACGCGAGCGGCAACAACUCCAGCAGCAAAAGAGCAACGACUCCAGCGCAAGCGGCAUCCACGGUGAGUCGCUCUUGUUGCCCCUACUGCAGGGCAUUCUGUUGCACAACAAAAGCGGUGCUGGGAGCCAGAUCGGCACUGCCGGCGGCGGCUCCGCGGCCGUCACGCUGCCGAUUCCACCGGUCGAAGACUCCGGCACAGAGUCCGGCGAAGACCUCCGGCUCCUGGCAGCCGGUUUGCAUGACAACAUCGAAAUGUAUCGCGGUAUUGGUGUCGGAAACGCCGCUAAGAACGGCGACGGUGAUGGUAGUAGUGUUAGUAACGGUAGAUUGCCGGUUGACUCCGGGGAUAGUAUCUUGCAUGAGGUUACGGCUGCACUUCAACGUUUACAACUGUCACUAAGGGAUGGGAAAAAUAUCAACUUGGAAUCGAACAAACGCAAUGCUCUCCUUACUCUUGUCAGUCGGCUUCAAACCGGUCUCAUGCAACCCGACAAACUCCCCGAUCAGGUUUCUCCCGUGAACGAACUUGCUGACGACAAUGGUGACGACAAGGUAGACUACAAUCAGGCUCGACGAGGCAGUGCACGAUUUGCGAAAAGACGAAACCGCAAUAAUCGUCAUACGGUUGGAGUGAGUCGUGAAGAACUUGCAGAUGCUCGUCGGUUCAUCGAAGAAAUAGGUCGCAUGGAUAGUUUGUCCGCUCACUCACAUUCGGCGACUCCGGAAAAGUCAAAAACUCCUGAAAAACCCCUUGUUCCAUAUGCUUUACAUAAACAGCCUUCACUGGGUACAGUUCUUCCGUCUGAUCCACCUGUGCCGGCAGCAUCAACCUUCGCCAUGAUGCGCCCCAGUCAGUUCGUUCCCAAGGAAUUGAACCAGAAAUCUGACGCAAUGCCCCUGGUUAAUGGCCGCGAUCGUAAGGCAAGACAAAAACUCUUCCGUCAGUCGCAAAGCUUUGAUCAAUCCGCGAUCAAUGGUUACGAACCGGCGGCUGUUCAACACAAACCCAUUGAUGUUAAACCUGCACCCAAGAAUGAGCCCUUCAGAAAACCCGUACAGACAGCUGCUCAGCGUGCAUUGGUCAAAAAAUACUCCUUUAACGAUGGAUCUACUUCGGAAGAUGAUGAACCUCGUAAAACAGCUGAGCAAGUUGUUUUACAGAAAAACACAGCCAAGGGAACAACCGUCGUUAAUACGGUUCAAAAAAUCGUGAAUCGAGAAGUAAAACAAGAUAACCCUGUAAAAUCCGUCCAUCCAUCUGUUGCUCGUAAGACUGCUAUCCAAAGAAGUCACACUCCAGAGUCCCACGAAAUUCCUUUAUCCCCUGGCGAUAGACCGAUGAAUAAAUAUACGAGCAAAAAGCUCCGUAUGAAGCGAGCCAACACGAUCGACAUCCCGAAGAAACCCCUCUCUAAUGGUGCUGAUUCUGACGAUGAAUCUGAAGAAGAGCAUCAUACCAAAACGAAGGAAUUCCCUUCCAAUAUCAAAACGAAAACUUCCGGAUCCAUGGGUUCGAAGCCGGCUCCUGUUGAAGUGCCGGACUUUAAACCCAAAACUGAUAACGAUCUCAAAUUCAUGGCUUUCCUGCAGAAACAAAACCAAGCUACCAAGCAAAUGUGGACCAAUCCGGUUAAAGAGCACGUGGGAACAAACAACUGGACCAGCAAAUUCGAUCACCUGAAGAACAAUUUCGAAUCCGCCGGUAGACAGGGCAAGCAAUCUGCGCCACUGCGUAACGCUCCCAAGAAUUCAGCGAUGAAUUUCUGGAAGAAAGCUGAGAGCAACUCUUUCGACGAGUCCCAUGCAUCCAAAUAUGCGAAACCUCCAAAGCCGGUCCACAUGAACCAUGUAGCACCUAAACCUCCCACCCAGCCCAGGCUUCCACCAAAGCCAACGAACAGCUCAGUUCAACAGCCUCCUAUUCUACCAGUAAAGUCCAAAACAGCUCCGCAACCGCUAUCAAAGCCGGUUGUUGUGAGCAAACCUGAACCCAAACAUCUGCCUUCCUUGUCCAACCAGUUUACCCAUGCCCCAACUUCUGCAUUUAAGCCCAUCCCCAAAAAACUUCCCCCGGCCAAUCUGGAUUUCAAACCCAUCCAUCAGGAACCGGAGAUCAUCAAACCCAUUCCCGCUAACGUUACCAGUGGACUCGUGAAACAGCUCGUAGCAACCGGUUUCAAGGAAACCGAAGAAGUAAAACCCGAACCCAAACAGGUGCAACUCGGGCUGGUCAAGUCGCUCGCGGCGGCUGGCUAUCACGAAACUCCAUAUGUCCCUCUUCCAAAGAUCGAACGAACUCCGACACAUAACGUGCUCAACUAUCAAGCUCAAAACCCCGAUCGCGCGGAAUCUCCAACCCCUCCGGCGCCAUGGAUUGGUAAGAAACCUACCGAGGCUAACGGUCGCGUUGCCAGUAUCGCUUCGACAAAGUUCACGGCAAACCAGUUCGGGAUGAAUAAAGGAUCCCUGCCGACGCAGAGUUCACUCACCUAUCAGGGUUCACUGAAGUACAAUGAGAAACCGCUUAGCUUCCAAGCGUCUGAUCGUGUGCUGGAGAAACGACCUUCACUACCGGAUGUGUACAAGGCUUCGCAGCCAGCUGCGAUGGAUAAUUUCCAGUACACUUUCACCGAUUACACUCAACCCGAGUUGGUUUCAACGUUUACGCUGAACCGUAGCGAUUCGUUGACCAAUCCCGAAAACCAACCGCUAGUGUUGACCAAUACCAACUCAGUGUACAGCCCAGCGGGACAACAGAUGAGCUAUCUAGGAGUAAGUGAUCGUCGGAACUCGUCGUCAUUGUCGCCUUCGAAUAUAGUCGUUCCGAUUGACGAUGACGUGGAUGACCUGGAAUCUCUGGACUCACAGGAAAUGCGAGUAGUGGCUAAAGUUAUGCGAGCGCCAGUAAGCCAACAAGCUAGCUAUUCUAGCAAUAAGACUUCGCAUUUAAAUGGUGGGGGUGGUGGAGAUGAUCGCGGUUCGUUGAUUGCGCAGAACCUUCAGAGUUCGUUGAAAAAGAUCCAGCAAAAGAGCCCUACACCACCGAACAAGCUUGCAAUAGCGGCUGCAGCAGCGGCCCAAAAGCGGUUCUCGCAAGACUCCGGCAGCUCAUACGAAGGGUUUUCACCAUAUGGACAACGAUCAGCACCACAAUUUGCCGUCCCGAAGGUAGAGGUGACGCCUCAAACUCCGCUACUGUUACUGCGCAAAUGCAACCUCCUAAGUACGGAGUGCCUGCGCAUGUGAUAUACAACAAUGUGCAGGGUGUCCCUCAGAGUCGUCCUGCUUAUCAACCAACUCCACUGGCUCGAACAGACUCUUGGGUGCGAUUGAACCAGCAAGCGACAGCUCCUCAUGCGCUGACACGUGCCAAGUCCA
Messenger RNA from Armigeres subalbatus, 4214 nucleotides. Its product is annotated as nucleolar protein dao-5-like. NCBI's taxonomy places the organism in Eukaryota, Metazoa, Arthropoda, Insecta, Diptera, Culicidae. The record is from RefSeq and is a predicted model, not a curated record. Bases 780 to 4082 code for a protein of 1100 amino acids. The transcript has 4 exons.